AUGUUUGACUUAGGAGCUACCCAUUCAUUCGUAUCCAAUGAAUGUUUGAGGAGGCUUAGACUUGUGAUGCGAGAGCUAGGGUGCGAGUUAAUAGUCGCGACGCCGACAUCUAGCGAGGUAUCCACCAACUAUGUUUGUGUGGGAUGCCUUAUAGAAGUGUCAGGCCGCAAGUUCAAGGUGAAUCUUAUUUGCUUGCCGAUAGAGGGUCUCGACGUGAUUCUAGGGAUGGACUGGUUGUCCAGUAACCACAUUAUUAUUGAUUAUAAAUGGCGUAGUGUGGUAUUCCCAGAGACAGUAAGACUGGAGUUGAUCUCAGCUCAGAAGGCAAUGAAGGAAAUAGAAGCUGGAGUUACUUGUUACGUAAUAGUGGCUCAAGGGGAGAAGAAGAGUACAACUAAGCAGAUUAGAAGCAUACCGGUGGUGGACGAGUAUGCUGAUGUGUUUCCAGACAAAAUUCAAGAACUACCACCAAGUAGGGAUGUAGAUUUCACUAUUGAUUUCAUCCCUAGAGCUGGCACAGUCUCAAUGGCACCAUACAGGAUGGCACCAACAAAAUUAGCUGAGUUGAAAAAGCAGAUUGAGAACCUAUUUGAGAAGAAAUUCAUUCGACCGAGUGCAUCGCCUUGGGGAGCACCUAUAUUAUUGGUGAAGAAGAAGGACGGCAGUUCUCGACUUUGUGUUGACUAUCGGUAG
Molecule: messenger RNA, 693 nt
Organism: Vigna unguiculata (cowpea)
Lineage: Eukaryota; Viridiplantae; Streptophyta; Magnoliopsida; Fabales; Fabaceae
Source: RefSeq, a predicted model, not a curated record